Epinephelus moara (kelp grouper) is the source of this 3489-nucleotide messenger RNA. Its product is annotated as toll-like receptor 2. The record is from RefSeq and is a predicted model, not a curated record. The transcript has 2 exons. The coding region runs from base 54 to 2447 and encodes 797 amino acids. Gene Ontology annotation, biological process: inflammatory response; toll-like receptor signaling pathway; immune response. Gene Ontology annotation, cellular component: membrane. Gene Ontology annotation, molecular function: transmembrane signaling receptor activity; triacyl lipopeptide binding; protein binding. Lineage: Eukaryota; Metazoa; Chordata; Actinopteri; Perciformes; Serranidae.
AAGAGGAUACUUCAACUGUAAGUGUAACACGGAGACUCACAAAGGGAAUCAAGAUGAGAAUCUUUACAUUUCUCACGUUUGUACUUCUGCUAAUACAUCAAAGCUUCUCACUCUCCAGACCACAGUGUCACAGCUGUGAAAAAACAUCCUGUAACUGCUCAGGACAAAACCUGACCACCGUCCCUGCGGCCCCUUCGAAGCUCAUCACUCAACUUGAUCUUUCAUGCAAUGAACUGAGGACAAUAAUGAAAGAUGACUUUGCAGCAUUUGCCAGUUUACGGUCUUUGAUCAUGAAUAACAACAGCAUCCAAAAAAUCCAUGAGCAAGCAUUUGUCCCGCUGACAAAUUUGGAGAGGUUGGACUUGUCCUUCAACAGACUGGAGAUGUUGUCUGCUGGAUGGUUUGAGAAUCUUGUUUCUCUUCAGCACUUAAAUCUUUUGGGGAACGAAUAUAAAAUGUUGGGUCAAGGUAAUCUUUUCCAGCCACUUAAGAAAUUAAAGACCCUAUAUUUUGGAGGACCUGAACUUCAGUCAGUCAGAAAAAGUGACUUCUCCGGCCUCAGUGGUCUUGAAGAGGUUGUUUUUGAUGGAAAGAAUCUAAAAGACUACAAAAGAGGAAGUUUGAGAGAAGUUGGGCCAGUUAAAUAUGUAACACUUGGUCUGAAUGGUCCGUUUAAGGAAAAUCAAGCGCUGGCAGAAACUAUACUGUCUGAUGUUGUACACCCAAACACAACGCUGACAUUCACUGACACACGCUUCACCAAGGAGUCUUAUAUGUCCCCAUUUAGAGCGGCAUACUACGGCGGAACUACAAGUGUUAUUUUUAAAAAUGUUGUCAUGACGAUUUCAGCUUUUUUGGCGUUUAUGAAUUGGAUGUCAGACUCCAGAUUAAACAUGCUGACAAUAGAAGAUUCUAAAUUGGUCUUUAGAUUGUCGGGUAGCAUGAGUUUUCCCUCAAGCAUGGGCCAUUUGGAGGCUAUUGUAGUGAAAAACGUUGAUGUCCCUGCUUUUUACCUCUUCCCAGCUCUACUUGCCGAUGAAUCUCUGCUACCAGUGUUGCGAAGGGUGACUGUGCAGAACUGCAAGGUGUACCUCCUGCCUUGUGAAUCUGCUGCCAGUCUUACAAGGCUUGAGUAUUUGGACUUCAGUGACAACUUGAUUACUGAUCUGGCCCUUAGUAACAUCAUGUGCGAUGGCGAUAGUGAUUUUAGGCUUCUGCAAACCAUCAAUAUCAGCAGGAAUUACCUGCAUUCAAUCAACAGCCAGCUCUUCACCAAACUAAAUGAACUUAAAAAUAUUGACAUGAGUGGAAACAUGUUUCGUAAAAUGCCUGAUAUUUGUUACUGGCCGCCAAGUCUCCAAUUCUUAAACCUUUCAUCAACACAUUUAACAAAAGUCACCACCUGUUUGCCUGUGAGUUUACGUGUCCUCGAUCUGUCAGACAACGAUUUGACCGUGUUCAACAUUGAACUACCUUUUCUCACAGAUUUAUACAUCUCUGGCAACAAGAUCACUCAUUUGCCAGAUGGGGGUUUAUAUCCUAGUGUCAUAUUUGUCUCCAUUCAAAACAACAACUUGCAUACAAUCAGCAGCAAAAGUCUAAAUGAUUAUAAUAGUCUGACGAGCCUGGAGGCUGGUGCUAACACAUUUGUCUGUUCAUGUGACUUUGUAGCUUUCAUGACGACUGACUGGACUAAUCAUCGAGUCACAAUUGGAGAUGAGUUCAAGUCAUACAUCUGUGAGUCCCCUGACUCUACAAGAGGAAAGAGCACGUUAGAUGCGAGGUUGUCGGUGUUUGAGUGCCACACAGCUUUAGCUUUUUCUUUACUCUGCUCAGGCAUACUGCUAGUGUUUCUGCUUGUUGCAGGUUUGUGUCACAAAUUCAGCGUUUUGUGGUACAUGAAGAUGACCUGGGCCUGGCUGAGAGCCAAGAGAAAGCCAAAGUUAAAAAAGGGAGAGCUUGAGUAUGACGCCUUCGUGUCCUACAGUGACAUGGACUCUGGCUGGGUUGAAACAUAUCUGGUCCCGGAGCUGGAGCAGGCCGAGCCUCCUCUCCAGCUCUGCCUCCACAAGAGAGACUUUGUUCCCGGUGGCUGGAUCUUGGACAACAUCAUGGACGCCAUCGAGAAGAGUCACAGAACUCUGUUUGUCCUUUCUCAGCAUUUCAUCAGGAGUGAGUGGUGUAAGUACGAGCUGGAUUACACCCAUUUUAGACUGUUUGACCAAAAUGACGACACAGUUGUGCUGAUUCUGUUGGAGCCUAUUGACAAAGAGACCAUCCCCAAAAAGUUCUGCAAGCUGCGGAGAGUCAUGAACUCCAGGACGUACCUGGAGUGGCCUGAUGAUGACGGCCAGAUUCCCAGGUUCUGGCACAGCUUGAGAACAGCUAUUAAAAGACCUGAAACUGAUCACAAAGACGAUCUAGAGUUUGACAAUACGGACGUUUAAUUUAGUGUUUUGCUUUGCAGUUUGACUUCCUUACAGUGCAAUGUUCUGCUGGGAAACCUUGGAUGCCACUUGACACACAUCACCCACUCAAACACUGUUCAAACCAAUUACACCCCCUCAUGGCAAUGGCACUCCCCAAUAGCAGUGACCCCCUCAGCACGACACCAUGCCACACAGCACAAACUGCUCAGGAUUGGCCCGAGAAACGUGACAAAGAGCUCAGGGUGUCGACUUGGCCUCCAAAGUGCUCUCGGUCAGAUUUGUCGGGCCAUUCUGGAGCAGUUUUUGCAGUGUGGCACGGUACACUGUCACUGAGAGGGUGUACUUGGUCUGUCAUGAUGUUUUUACAACAUAAUCAAUGUUCACUUCACCUGUCAGUGGUUUUAAUGUUUUGGCUGAUCAGUGUAUAUAUGUAAUUCUAUCAUUUCAAGAAGCUUGUCUCUGAAACAUUGAUGUAAGAUUGUAGGUGGAAUGAGUUUGUUUGUUACUCUCAAAUCAUUAUAAUGAAUUUCACUUAUUGGAAAAAUCUGUGUGUGUGUGUGUGUGUGUGUGUGUGUGUGUGUGUGUGUCCAUGUGCUUGUGUGCCUAAAAACGUGUGUAAUUCAUUGUCAGGCUCUUGAGAGCUGACAUAUUGCCGCUAUUGAUCUUUAGUCCUAAAAUCAACACAGAAGCCUGGAUACUAAUGACAGGCAGGCCAGGGGAGUCAGGGUGUCCUGAUAACACACACACACACACACACACACACACACACACACACACACAAACACACAUUAAUGCUCAUCAUGCACAUAUAAACAGAAGCACAUGCACAUAUUUACAGAGUUACAGAUGUCUGUAAAGGUCGGUGAAGUCUGGUGAAGUGCAGAACUUAAUCAGUGAGACCUAGAAUCAUUGAAUCACUGCUUUUAUGACACAUUAUAUCCAUGUGCUUACAUGUUGUGCAUACACGAUAAGUUUACUUUAUCCUGUUAUCUUGAGUAAAGUAAACCAGCAUGACUUUAUCUCCUAAAAGCGACACGGCACUGACAAAUAUUGUGCUGCU